This is a messenger RNA of Capsella rubella, 932 nucleotides long. RefSeq lists its product as uncharacterized. The coding region runs from base 119 to 715 and encodes 198 amino acids. The record is from RefSeq and is a predicted model, not a curated record. The transcript is spliced from 2 exons. Lineage: Eukaryota; Viridiplantae; Streptophyta; Magnoliopsida; Brassicales; Brassicaceae.
GCUAAUCUGUAAAAUCUUUUCAAUUUCGAGAUCCAAAAAAAAAGUCGAAGUCAUUCACUCACUUUUUCUGAAACUCGCUACUCUGAAAUUUUCCCGCUCCACCGCAUCUAUACGGCGAAUGGAACCACCAAUUCCGCCGUCAGCGAGUGGCAUAGAAGAAGACGAAGAGUGGGAACUUUUCAACGACGAUGGCUUCGUUUACAAACGACAUAAGCGAAGCCGUAUCUCCGACGCCGCCGAAGAAACUUCGAAACCGCCGGAUCCGGAGUUAGAUCCGGUGGUAGAGGAGAGGAAUCGAAAGAUACGGAAGAAGAGGAUACUAGUGAAGCUCAAAAGGAAGUACCGGAGUGAGAUCGACCAGUGGGAGAUUCUGUCGAACAGUUUGAAUGCAAUAAAAGAGAAAGCAGAUCGAUUUCAAACGACGCAACGAGAAGAGAGGUUAAAUGCGAACGCAACGACGUCGUAUCCUGAGUCUUGUUCUGUAGAAGGAGCUCGAGAAUUUGGUGGAGGAGAUGCUUCUGCGCCGUCUUCUAUGCUCGACGGACUUCUUUUUAUGGCGGAAGCACAAGAAGCGGUGAUUAAUGACGUAUUGAAGAUGUGUGAAGUUGCAGAGAACAUAUGUAGAAUUGAAGAAGAAGAGAAGAAGCAGUCCUUCUUUGAUCUUCCCAUAUGGAGCUCACCAACGGAUCUAAUGACGUCGCUUUGUGCUGAUUAAUAUAAACCCCUUUAAAAAUUAAUCAUCUUUAGUGUGUUGUGUUGCAAUUGUAGAGUGGUUUUUUUUUUUUUCUGUGUUAGGCUUAAUUAGUGUUUCGGUUUUUGGAUUUUUAAUCAGUUUUUUAUAGCCUUAAUUUUCACAAAAAAAAAAAAGCUUUGAUUUGUUUCAGGUUUGGGGUUUAGAUAUAGAAAGAUGUGAAUCCAUUAAGAUAUGGUUA